AUGGCUAUCAGACGCAGGACAUACUCAGAGCUGUGCCACGAAAUUCCAGUUCCUCGUGGGAUAUUAGUGCAGGCACCUGUUGAAGCUCAGAAUGCAGUAAAGACUUUAGGUAAAAGCUGCAUUUUGAGAGCUCAAGUUCUAUGUGGGCACCCGGACAAACUCCUUUUUGAGGAUGGACUGAGAGGAGGGGUCCAGACGGUCGAGAAUCCAGAACAAGGACUGGCUCUGGCUACGAGAAUGCUUAACCGCCAAGCCGUCUCAGACACUAUCCGUUACCGUUCCUUGACUGUGAGCCAAAUCCUGGUCUCCGAAAGCCUGGUACACCAAGAGCAGUGGCACUUGGCUAUGACUAUUGACAGGGAGAAUUACUGUCCAGUGGUUAUAAUUUCCAAACGUAACGACAACUCUAGCCAGGAUGAAACAGUGCUUCGAGAGGGGAGUUCUUCAUUCACCUUUGGCUUCUCAGAAGGCAUCACUGAGGACCUGAUAUUGCGAAUUUCCAAAUUUCUCGGCGUUGAAAGCGUGGAAGAGACAAAUAUAGGUGAUAUUCUUACCAACUUGUACAAGAUAUUCCGAGAAAAAGACGUCACACUGCUGGAAAUAAGCUCCCUCGCAAGACUAAACACCGGGCUGUUCACCUGCCUCGAUGCCACGCUGGUGGUGGACGAUGAUGCUGCAAAGCGGCAGCCAGACAUAUUCGGUCUGCGCGAUACGACUCAGGAGGUGCACGAUGAGGUCAGGGCAGAACAACACGGCCUGGUAUAUAUUAAAAUGGAAGGCAACAUUGGAAACAUUGUCAACGGAGCAGGCCUCGCGAUGGCAACAAACGAUGCAAUUGGGCUUCACGGCGGGGCUAGUGCUAAUUUCUUAGACGCCGGGGGUCAGGCGACCAAGGAGACGAUGAUACAAGCUCUCGGAAUCGUCAUGGGAGACGAGCGGGUAAAAGCGAUAUUGAUAAACAUCUAUGGAGGAAUCACUAGGUGCGACAUGAUUGCCGAAUCCAUCAUUGGAGCCGCGCAGGAGAUGACCCUGGCCGUCCCACUUGUCGUGCGGCUUCAGGGAACUAACUCGACGGAAGGAUUGAAGCUGCUCGCGGAUGCUAGGCUUGGGCUCCAUGUUGAAUCGGACUUUGGGCGUGCGGCACAGCGAGCUGUUGAGCUGGCUCAGCCGUAA
Messenger RNA from Trichoderma harzianum CBS 226.95, 1173 nucleotides. RefSeq lists its product as hypothetical. Gene Ontology annotation, biological process: succinyl-CoA metabolic process; tricarboxylic acid cycle. The record is from RefSeq and is a predicted model, not a curated record. Gene Ontology annotation, cellular component: mitochondrion; succinate-CoA ligase complex. The transcript has 4 exons. Bases 1 to 1173 code for a protein of 390 amino acids. NCBI's taxonomy places the organism in Eukaryota, Fungi, Ascomycota, Sordariomycetes, Hypocreales, Hypocreaceae. Gene Ontology annotation, molecular function: ATP binding; succinate-CoA ligase (ADP-forming) activity.